Molecule: messenger RNA, 2850 nt
Organism: Limanda limanda (common dab)
Lineage: Eukaryota; Metazoa; Chordata; Actinopteri; Pleuronectiformes; Pleuronectidae
Gene: lrrc8db
Product: leucine rich repeat containing 8 VRAC subunit Db
Exons: 2
Coding region: 57-2612 (851 amino acids)
Molecular function (GO): protein binding
Source: RefSeq, a predicted model, not a curated record
GAGGCUUUGUUCGGCACCGCAGUGUUCGUCAUAACUAGACCAGCUCACCUGAAGGAAUGUUCACCCUCACAGAAGUAGCCGCCCUGAACGACAUCCAGCCAACUUAUCGAAUCCUGAAACCAUGGUGGGAUGUCUUCAUGGAUUAUCUCGGUAUCGUCAUGCUGAUGUUGGCCAUAUUUUCAGGAACCAUGCAGUUAACCAAAGACCAAGUGGUCUGUCUUCCCAUCAUGGAACAAACUCCAGAGGUGGCUGGGGGCUUCUUGGGCCCCCAACCACCAGAGACAGCUGAUGGUUUCUGGAACAAAGAAAGUGCCAUUGGGGAGCAAGCUGCUCCCCUAAUGGCUAAAAGGCCUCCUGAUACCACUGCACCUACAAUUCCCUCGGCACAGCCAUCUACUUCUGGGCAACCCCAACCUACAGGUGUCAGAACCAAGCUGGAUUUUCAGCAGUAUGUUUUCGUGAACCAGAUGUGCUACCAUGUUGCCCUUCCGUGGUAUUCCAAAUAUUUCCCCUACCUCGCUCUAAUUCACACUAUUGUUUUAAUGGUCAGCAGCAACUUCUGGUUCAAGUACCCAAAGACAAGCUCCAAAAUAGAACAUUUUGUGUCCAUCCUUGGAAAAUGUUUUGAAUCACCAUGGACUACCAAAGCCCUGUCCGAGACCGCUUGUGAGGACUCGGAGGAGAACAAGCAAAGACUGGCUGAUGCGUCCUGCCUCCUUAAACAUAUGUCCACAAGCAGCGAGGAGGGGAGUCCAAACCAGUCUGCCCCAGUGCUGACUAAAUCUGGGGUCACGUUCUCGGCUGAAAAGCUUGUGAGUGAAGUUCCCUCCAUGACCAUACUGGACAAGAAAGAUGGGGAGCAAGCAAAGGCCUUGUUUGAAAAAGUUCGGAAAUUCCGUGCCCAUGUGGAAGACAGUGACUUGAUUUACAGGCUGUAUGCCAUUCAGACAGUCAUCAAAACAGUCAAAUUCAUUUUAAUCCUUUGCUACACAAUGACAUUUGUUGCCUCUAUAGAUUUUGACCAUGUGUGUGAGCCUGAGAUAAAGCAUUUGACUGGAUACACUAAAUUCCAUUGUACACAUAACAUGGCUUUCAUGUUGAAGAAGCUACUUGUCAGCUAUAUUGCUCUCAUAUGUGUUUAUGGCGUUAUUUGCAUAUACACAUUGUUCUGGCUUUUUCGUCGGCCACUAAAAGAGUAUUCCUUUGAAAAAGUCAGAGAGGAGAGCAGCUUCAGUGACAUUCCUGAUGUUAAAAAUGACUUUGCUUUCCUCCUCCACAUGGUCGAUCAGUAUGACCAGCUGUACUCAAAGCGUUUUGGAGUUUUUCUCUCAGAAGUGAGUGAAAACAAACUUCGAGAGAUCAGCCUGAACCACGAGUGGACCUAUGAGAAGUUGCGACAGCAUGUAACACGCAAUGCUCAAGAUAAACUGGAACUUCAUCUUUUUAUGCUUUCUGGAGUUCCGGACGCUGUGUUCGAUCACACCGAUUUGGAAAUCCUUAAACUAGAAUUAAUCCCAGAGGCCAGGAUAACUGCUAAGAUCUCACAAAUGGUUAACCUCCAGGAGUUGCAAUUCUAUCACUGUCCAGCCAAAGUUGAGCAGACUGCUUUCAUUUUUCUUCGCGAUCACCUACGGUGCCUUCAUGUCAAAUUCACAGAUGUCGCUGAGAUUCCUAGCUGGGUAUACUUAUUAAAAAGCUUAAGGGAACUAUACCUUAUUGGUAACCUGAACUCUGAAAACAAUAAAAUGAUUGGACUCGAGUCUCUCCGAGACCUCAGGCACCUAAAGAUUCUGCAUCUCAAAAGCAACCUCACAAAGGUUCCCACAAACAUAACCGAUCUGUCCCCACAUCUGAUCAAGUUGGUCAUUCAUAAUGACGGUACAAAGCUUUUAGUCCUGAAUAGUUUGAAGAAAAUGAUGAAUCUUGCAGAGUUGGAGCUUCAUAAUUGUGAGCUGGAGCGAAUCCCCCAUGCUAUCUUCAGUUUGAACAACCUUCAGGAGCUUGAUCUCAAAUCCAACAAUAUUCGUACCAUCGAGGAGGUCAUCAGCUUUCAGCACCUGAAGAGACUUACGUGCCUCAAACUUUGGCACAAUAAGAUCAUCAACAUUCCCCUGUCAAUCAGCCACGUCAAAAACCUCGAGUCACUCUAUCUCUCGCACAACAAGCUUGAGUCUCUACCCUCUUCAUUAUUCACCCUCCUGAAGUUGAGGUACCUUGACGUUAGCCAUAACUCCAUAGUGGUGAUACCGCUGGAGGUUGGCUUUCUGCAGAACCUCCAACAUUUUGCCAUUAACAACAACAGAGUCGAGGUCGUCCCAAAGCAACUGUUCAAGUGUAACAAGCUGAGGACCUUAUGUAUCAGCCACAACUGCAUAUCGUCCAUUCCUGAGAAAAUUGGCCAACUCUCACAGCUGGCACAUCUGGAAAUGAAGGGAAACUGCCUGGAUCGUCUGCCCGUCCAGCUCGGCCAGUGCUGCCUCCUCCGCAGGAGCUGCCUGAUGCUGGAGGAUCACCUCUUCGACUCUCUCCCCAUGGAGGUCAAAGAGAGCAUCAAUCAGGACUCCAGUGUUUCUUUUACAAAUGGGUGCAAGUGUCUAAGUGAUGGGCGGUAGUUACAUUCUACAUGGGAUUUUAUGUUGGAGCAUUUCAUCUUAGUCUUUUAGGUCAUGCAUUGAGAAGCAGUAGUUCAAGGUACAAUGUUGAAGGCAAUACUUGCUCUGCAAAUGCUUCAUGACGUUUUAGGAGCAUACACAUGAACACACCGCAGCACAUACGAAGUCAAUACCACUGGAGAUAUUUUAGAUACACAGUAGACAUUAUCACAACUUGUGUCACGUCUUUGUCUUUAUU